CAACGUAUAACGUCAUGUUCCAAGCGGAGUAGAUUUUGUAGAUUCUGUAUAUUUUUUUAUGCUCAAAUAAACGUUAUAUUCCACUAGCAUUUUUAUGUUACUAUACUUUUCGUCUUCGGAUUAUAUUCUUAACGUUAUAUACAAGCACAUUUUUUCUCAUAAUCUUCUCCUUCGCUUAUUUAUCCCUUGGUGAAGGAAGCGAGGUGUAACGUUAGCUAUUUUGCUAGCUAGUAUCCGUUAGCUAGCAGUAGCCAGCUAACUCGAGCUAUAUGUUUUUUAAACGUGAAAAAUGUCGGUAGAACUAAACAGAAAUACAAGUGUGUGCCGGAUUUGAUCACUUAUACGCGAAGGGGAAGCAACGUUUCAUGAAGAUCAUCGAACCCUUGUUUGGAAAGGAAAUCUCUAGCAUACCACCAGCAGCAUCGCUAGCGAAAAACAAUACGAAUCCUGAAUCGUUUUCAUCCACCACUGGGAAAGGCAAGGGGCAAGAAUCUAAUUAAAGGCCUAGCAAGUUAGCUAGGAAAGGGUGGACUAGCUUGGUGACAAGAGCCUCCCGGUAGACCGAAGGUAGGCACAGCAGCCUGGAUCGGUGAGCCCCGACGUCACCCCAGCUGGUCCCUCGCUCCAGCCUGAACCAUGUGAGGGGCAUCUCCAGUUGCCCAGAGAGGACCCCUCUCCCCCCCAAAAAACAAGAGCUCCAGAGACAGACGAACCCCAGAGGAGGGUCGCCAACAGACCCCUGCGCCUGACUGAAACAGACUCUCUCCCCUCACCCCCCUCUCCUUCCCCCAUCUCCCCCCCCACACCAAAUCCUCCCCUCUCAAAGCCCUCCCCACACUAGCAGUAUUGCUCUCCACCCUUCAGCAACGUCCUGUUCCCGAAAGAGGGACCAGUCAUGAUGUUCCGUGACCAGGUGGGCAUCCUGACGGACUGGUUCAAGGCGUGGAAUGAGUGCGAGCAGACAGUGGCACUGUUGUCGCUGUUGAAACGUGUCUCGCGCACCCAGGCCCGCUUCCUACACAUCUGCCUGGAGCAUUGGCUGGCCGACUGCACCGAAAUCCAUGUGCUGGAGGCUGAGGCCAACAACGCAGCCAUCGUGAGCCAGUGGCAGCAGGAGCCCAAGGAGAAGGCCGUGUCGCUGCUGCUCUCGCACCUGCCGCUGCUGCAGCCACGCAACAGCGAGGCCAAGUGCGAGUACAUGAAGCUGCUACAGAAAGUGCUGAGCCACACCAUCGAGAGCAGCCUGUUUGUGGAGGAGAGCCGGCAGCUGCUGUCCUACGCUCUCAUUCACCCGGCCACCACGCUCGAUGACCGCACCUCGCUGGCCAUGUGGCUCAACCACCUUGAGGAGCACCUUUCGGCUCGCCCGCCGCCGCCACCGCCGUCACAGCAGGGUGGGCACCACUACCAGCACCUGAGGCAGGGUUCGGACGAGUGGGCGUGCCCGCCCGAGGUGCAGGAGGCGGCCCAUGCCUGGCACGAGCAGCAGGCGCCCCCCUCGUCCUCGUGCAGCUCGCCAGCCGGCCAGAAUGGGCACCUGCCUUUCCACGGCCCCGGGGGUCUUCCGUCGCCCAUCAACUGUGGCAACGCAGGCAUGUCAGUACAGAUGCAGCCAAGCCCGCUGAAGCGGUCUAUGUCCCUGAUCCCGGCCUGCGGCUCUGAGUGGCUGAGCCCCUCGGAUGAGCUGCAGCAGCAGGGGAGCCGGCAGGCCCCGGCGGGCCCCGACCACGCACCGCUCUCCCCCCAGAGCAGCGUGGCCUCCUCCGGCAGCGAGCAGACCGAGGAGCAGGGCUCCGCGCGCAACACCUUCCAGGAGGAUGGCAGUGGCAUGAAAGAUGUGCCCAUGUGGCUGAAGAGCCUUCGGCUGCACAAGUACGCCUCACUUUUCUCCCAGAUAACCUACGAUGAGAUGAUGACCCUCUCCGAGCACCAUCUGGAGUCUCAGAACGUGACCAAAGGAGCACGGCACAAAAUUGCCCUGAGCAUCCAGAAGCUUCGCGAGAGGCAAAGUGUCCUGAAAUCUUUAGAAAAGGACAUCCUGGAGGGAGGAAACGUGCGGAACGCACUACAGGAGUUGCAGCAGAUCAUCAUCACGCCCAUCAAAGAGUACGCCCCAGCCAGCAUCCACCGGGAGGCCGAGCCCGGGGCCACACUCCUAGACAAGGCACUCAAGGGUGCGGAAGAGAAGGAGGGGCCAGCGGAGAGCUUCCAGUCCAACAGCCCCUCCACUUGCGACAGCGAGUCCUCCAUCGCGCCCAUCGGAGACGGAGACAUCGCAGGCCAGUUCACCCGCGUUAUGGGCAAAGUGUGCACGCAGCUGCUGGUGUCUAGACCGGACGAGGAGAACAUCAGCUGUUACCUUCAGCUAAUUGAGAAGUGCUUGGCACACGAGGCUUUCACAGAGACGCAGAAGAAGAGGCUGGCCUCCUGGAAGCAGCAGAUGCUGAAGCUGCUGCGCCUUUUCCCCAGGAAAGCCAUGUUGGACAUGCCCAUGUACCGCCAGAAAGGCUGGGCGUACGGCUCUAACUCCCUCCCCACAGCUGGCUCUGUGAGUGGGGCGUUGGGCCGGCGGGGGCAGAGGCAGUUCCAGAUGCCCCCGCGGGGGAUGCCGCCGGGGCGCAUCGGCCUCAUGAGUCCAGGGGGCAUGGGCAGCGCCUCGCCCCGACACACCCUCACCAACCCUGCACUACCUGGCCAGGGCAGACAGAAUCUGUGGUUUGCCAACCCGGGAGGCAGUAACAGCAUGCCCAGCCAGAGCCGCAGCUCUGUGCAGAGGACCCACUCGCUGCCUGUGCACACCUCCCCACAGACCAUGCUCCUCUUUCAGCAGCAAGAAUGCCAAGUGCCGGGCACAGACCUGGAGAUCAACCCCACGCUGGAGUCCCUUUGCCUCAGUAUGACGGAGCACGCCUUAGGGGAUGGAAUGGACAGAACGUCAACAAUAUGAAAACCUAAAAGCAAGUGAAAAGAAACCGACAAAGCAAGAAAAAAAAAAAAAAACAGCAACAGCUACACUUUGUACCUGAAUCAUGAGUGGUCCAGCACAUAUGUAUAUGCUUAAAAAAAAAGUUGCAAGGAAAAAGAAAAGGAAGAAAACGAUUCACUACAAGAAAUGACAACAAACUAACUGUGUAUAUGUUCUCUGAUAUUUUUCUACUUUAUUAUACUUAACUAAGUUUAUUAUAAGUGGAAUACAAAUGACUAUUAUAUAACAGGAGAGAGUGUGAGAUAGAGGGGGUUCUGGGUGGAGUAGUUAGUAAAUGCAUCAGAUCAGUUUCUUUUGCUGACCUUCAGAUAGAAAAGGUCAAUGUGCCCCCCACCCCCUCCCCCUGGAGGAAAAAGAGGGAUUGGUGCUGUUUUAAGGGGGAUUAUGCCCUGCAUUCGUUUUUUUUCUCCUCUCUUUUCCUCCUUGUUAAAUGGGCAAAACAGGAGGAUGUUCACUUUUGCAACACUGCCCCUUAUGCACACCCAAAUCCCUCAAUCCCCCCACACACACACACACACACACACACAUAAUCUACCAUCAUGCAUGGUUUACACACACACACAAGUACAGAAGAACAUUUUGAACAUUAUUAUCGCAUACAUAAUCCCACAUACCCACAUCCAUUCACACAUAUAUAUGCCCCACCCCACACACACACAUUAGAGUGGGAGCCCCUAGUCGAGUCCCAAGAUUACUCACGGCACUCCCCCCAUCAACAUGGUGAAUCCCAGGCAUGCCAGUCCAUGCCCUCACUCUCACUGCACCCUAUGUUAGCUCUUGAACGUACACAUGAAUAAUGACCUUUGACCCCCUCGCUUCCCGACCCCUCAACACAAGUAACUCUAAGGGCCGCCUUUGGCACAAACAGGACCAAUCGGGGCCCACUAUUUAUAACCACGCUCACUUCAAAUACCUGUGGCAGUCGGUAUUUAGUGCUCAACUCAAGUGAUGAGGAAUCUUCCACAAGAGCCAAGGGCACUCAGCACAAAAAGCUGGCCCUGAGCUCUUGCCUAAAGCUGGCCAAAGUGGACCUCCCAUCAUCCUAGGUCUUACGGGGUACUUGAGCACUGUACGCUUCUGGGAGUCACACUGGCCUGCAAGACCCCCCCCCAAUAAAAGGGUGAGGACAGAGAGGUGUGGACGUAUGGGAGAUUUUUGUUUUUGUGUUACAGGGCAGGGUGACUGUUGUGUUUUUUGUACCUCUUUUUUUUUUUCCAGAGCUGGACUCGUCAUAUUUUGAUGUUUUGAAAUGAAAUAUCAAAGCAUGUUCACAUCCCCCCCCCCUUUUUUUGUCUUGUUCCUUUUAAACCUGGUUUCAAUUGAGAAAGAUAAAGCAAAGAAAAGCAACACAAAUUCUUUUCCCAUCUCCUAUCCCCUACCAGCCCCCACCUACCCUGGUCCUUCCCCAGGUCCCUCCUCCUCCUCCUCAUUCAAGUCCCCUCUCCCAGUCACUAGAGAAGCCAGUUUUAGGAGAUUUGAUGAAUCACGUCAUAUGAAGGUGGCCCUGAAUGCUUAUGUUUUCAUUUCUCCACAUCCACACAUCCAGGUGCAGUCUUAAGCAAGCCAUUUCACUGGAACAUGUAAGAGUGGAGAUGCUUGUAUAGUACUUAUUUGGUCUUAAUUAUUAUUAUUAUUAUUAUUAUUAUUAUUUUGUUUUGUUUGUUUUUUUUUUCCUUCUUUUGGAUCCCUCCUUCAUUCCCCCUUUGUCAGGGAAGAAAAAAAGAAAGACAGGGUUUCCAUAUUUCCUCAGAGGGCCUUGGCUGGUCUGUUUAUCUAGUAAAACUUUGUUAUUUACCAACACACCUCAUCUGCGCUCAUUUGUUCAUCCUCCAUGGAAGUUCUUUGUGUGUGUGUGUGUCUCAUCAUGCAGAUUGUCAUCCAGCAGAAAUAAACACCAGGGUUUCACAUGUUACAUUCACAACCUCAAAGGUUUUGAAGAAGGUUUCAAACUGUUAUCAUGGUUGAAAGACUGCAGGCCUUCUCUUAUUGGUCCAAAACACAUACAUGCAUGUUCAUUACACCUCUACUAUGUGUCCUCCUCUCACUCAAAAUGUCUCAUACCCCUUGAGUUAAACACACACAUAUACACGGACACACUCACUCACACAUACCUUAUGCCAUUUCAUUACCCUGUUGAAAACGACCAAACCAUUUUAUUACACAUAUUGGACUGACGGGGGAUAUUCAUGGAUUGGUGCGUAUUUGGCAGAUUUAAAGGGUAUAGUAUGUGUCAUUUUAGUUAGUUUGACUUGAAGACCUCACUUAUUUGAGUAUGGAUUUACAGGCCAGGGAGAGUUUAAUUCCUACUUUACUUUUAUGAGAUGUCACUUGAGUCCAUUGUCAAAAUUUGCAAAAACUGCUGAUGAGCUGUAAAUGACACAGGUUAAGUAAGAAAAAAAAGAAAGUUCUUGGCCAUUCACUUUAUUUUCCGUUCAAAUAGUCAGCUUCAUGUCCAGAGUCUCAUUUACAGGUUACUCUUUCCAUCUUUCAUCACAUUGAUCAACAUAAAUAAUUUCCCCCUUUUUCAUUUUGACUGAUGUAUGGACAGUAUGGGCACUUAAAAGGCCUAAUCCCUUCACUCUGCUGAGAAGUUCAUUGCUCUCUGAGUUUUAAAGUAUUGAUUACAAUAGUAAGGAACAGUAGGAUUCAGGUAUACAUUGUAAAAAUGUGGUUGGGCUAAUCCUAAUUGGUCCAUUUAGAUGUAAUCCAGAGGGCUAUAUGCGGUCAAGCCAAGGACAACAAAUACAGAAGAGUUUGCAGGGAGCAGCAACUUCUAUGGCAUGUAUUUGUAAAUAUGUGUGCAAAAUGUAUGCAUUAUUCUUAGCAGAAAUGACCCAAAGAGGGUUGUCAACUAUAGGUUUAAGUUUAUCACUAGCCAUGUAUCACCUCAGCACCAGCAUCAGCCUAUGUGUGGCAUAGCAAUUUAGCCUCAUUUCCACAUAGACCGUGUGUACUGUGAACACCCCCCACCUCCCCAAAAGCAGGUAUUCCACUUCUGCUAAAUGAAGCAAGCAACAUUCAACAACAAUAAAAAAAAGGAAAAAAAUA
Molecule: messenger RNA, 6034 nt
Organism: Clupea harengus (Atlantic herring)
Lineage: Eukaryota; Metazoa; Chordata; Actinopteri; Clupeiformes; Clupeidae
Gene: samd4b
Product: sterile alpha motif domain containing 4B
Biological process (GO): negative regulation of translation; regulation of mRNA stability; nuclear-transcribed mRNA poly(A) tail shortening
Cellular component (GO): P-body
Molecular function (GO): translation repressor activity; mRNA binding; protein binding
Source: RefSeq, a predicted model, not a curated record